AAAACAUGGCGGUCUCAUAGCCACUUCCGUGUUUACAUCCUCAGCAGUUUUAAGUGUUACAGAGUAGUUAUAUGUCAUUAGCGAAUGAUCAGCCAUAUAAAACUGCAAAAUUGUUAGGUCAUUUACAAAAUGGCGGCAGUCAACAAUGUACCAAAAGAUUUACAAGAUGCUAUCAGAGAGUAUCUUGGUCGCAGGAUUAAGUUGUAUAUAAAGCGUAUGGUAAAACAAGAAGUACGACCAGACAAAUGGGAAAACAGAGUCUUAGCAUUUUCAGGAACACGUUUGUUUGUUUUUACUUCAAAGCCAUCCAAAUCACCAGUCGGCAAAUGGUCAACAAAGCAAGAACACAAUAUAUGUUACCUAGAUAUUCAGUCUAUAGAAAGUCAGGCACAAAACAAGCUUGUAAUAGCCACAAAUGAAGGAAAAAGUUACUCCUUUGUCACCUUGGAAACAGAAACAGAUGAAAUCAACCACAUGAUAACCCAUGUGGGAACCUCCAUCAAACAGAUCUUCCCAUCAUUCCCUAUAGAACGAAUCAUGAAGAAAAUAGAUGUCCACCCUCCAGAAAGGUUAAAGAUGAUGAAUGAUAUGAUAAAAACAAUAGAACAAAAGGAACAUGGCCCGUGUGGUAACUUUGCCAUGAUGUAUGCAUGCAUGUGUGAUUAUUUCAACCUCCCUUAUCGAGAAGAAGUUGCAUGGGAUGUUGACACUAUAUAUUUAUCACAAGACUGUCGAGUUCUUACAUUAAAAGACUUUGAUCACUUAUCAGGGAAAGACUUACAGCCCAUAGUGUCUGCCAUAGAACAUAACACAUGGUUUACAGGACUGGAUCUUGGUGGAGUCAAAAUGACUGGUGAAACUCAAGCCGAAGUCCUAAAAGUUAUGCACAAAAAUUGUUUAAUAGAAGAUAUAAAUCUGAGUAAUACAGGAAUCACUGUUACACUGCUUGUACAAUAUUUCAGAGAAUUUGUUGUCAAGCUAGGAACAGCCAUCUUAUCUAACACAGGAAGUCAGCUGACCAGGAUAGAUCUGUCCAAAAACCUACUGGAUGAUAGAGCCAUGAUAUCAUUUCUUGGAUCCCUGAGUAAUCUAUCGAGAGGACUGAGUCAUCUGAACAUCAGUAAUACAAAGUUAACAGGGAAAGGAUUAAAUAAAAUAUUUGAGUUAAUGACACAACAUGACUCAAUCUUUGGUGGACUUCAAGUACUAAAUAUCUCAGAUAACUCAACUAAAGGAGAAGAUUUACAGAACAUGUACAGAUUCCUGGGUAAUCCAAAUAAUAUAACUCAUCUGGAUUUAUCUGGAAUAGAAUGUGCCUUAGAAAAUUUGAUGGUUGCAUUACAAAGGGGAUGUACUAGUCUAACACACUUGUACCUGUCCAGAAAUGUGUACACACAUAAAAAGAAGGAAAUAGCUGUGCAGCCUUCGUGGAAACAGUUUUUUGCCAGCACCUGUAGUUUAGAAUAUCUUGAUAUGUCAUCUUGUAAAAUACCAGUUGAUGCUUUAAAAGAACUUAUGUUGGGAAUUUCUAGUAAUAUGCAUUUGACAAACCUCCAGUUAAAUGUGGCGGGUAACGACUUCCAACAGUCAGGAUCUAUGAAUAUAGAAAGUACCAUAGCUAAUAUACACAAUAUAGCUAGCUUAGACAUCAGUAAUAAUAAUUUAGACCAAGGAUUGGCAACACUGUUACCAUGGAUAAAAACAAACAAAAGUUUAAAACGUUUGUCAAUAGGCAGAAACUUUGAACAUGUGAAACAAAAACAAUUACCGACAGUUUUAGAUGGAAUAGUACAACUCAUACAGGAUGAGGAUUGUGAUUUGGAAUCAUUGUCUCUGGCCGACUCCAAACUUAAACAUCAUAUAUCACUGGUCAUCAAUGCUUUAGGCAGUAAUGGGUCUCUUACAGAACUAGAUAUAAGUGGCAAUCAGUUUGGAGAUUUUGGUGCUAGAAUGUUAAGUAAAGCUUUACAGAUAAACAACAAACUAAAGACCAUUAUCUGGGACAAGAAUGGUGUCACUUCACAAGGAUUUGAAGAUGUUGCUGAUGCUCUAGAAAAGAAUUUCACAAUGAAGAAAAUGCCUACCCCAGUAAAUGAUAUGGUUCUGGCUCAACAAAGAAAUCCUGAGAAAACUGAGGCAGCAAUACAGAGGAUUGAGGCACUGUUACAAAGAAACCACAGUCCACAGAAAUACCUGGUCAAUAGGGAUUAUAAAAUACAAGGGUGUUAUCUUAGCUCUACACAACAGAUGGUUGACCGAUUGGUUGUACAAGUCCAGGACACAGUAAAUGCUUUACAGAUGACCCCAUCAGUUGAUGAUUAUCAACAAGACAUAGAUGUAGCCAAUGGCUUUGUUAAAGAUGCAAAUACUUCACAACUUCUUCUGCCUCAGUUACAAGAUGUAGCAGAUAAAUCAACAGGGGAAGAUAACCCAGUAGGUAAACGUCUCAAGGAACUCUCAGAUGACCUGAAGAAAGUUCUGGAUAAUCAAAUGAAGAAAACAGUUGAAGACAUGUUAGAAUGUACAACCAAACAAUUUACUGCCAUAACCAAAGAUAAGGAAUUUUCUACAGAAUUAAAUAGUGGAUGUCACAAGAAGAGCAGUCUACCAGAAGACUUUGCCACACACACAUUAAAUGUUAUAGAAAUGGACGUCUUUAAUAAAAUAAGUGAACUGAACCUGGCAGUAGCAGCCCAUAUAUCAGAUAGAGUUAUAGAUGCUGUGAUAGAAAACUUAUCCUCAAGUCAUAAAAAACUGACAAAUCAUUUGAACCUGGAAAAGAGUAAGCAAGGAAGACCAGUAAAGAAAGAAGAGAUAAAAGAGACAGAGAAGGGAGAUAAACAGGAGAAAGACAAUAUAGAUGAUCUAAAAUCAAUGGAUUCCAAAUCGUCUGACAGUUCUCCUGCUCUACGACCAAAUAAGCAAACCCCCACGAAGAAUACAGGAGAGACACCAAACAUUGCAUCAAAGAGAAAAACUGUUAAUAACAGGAGACAAAGACCACCAACUGUAAUAGAAGCAGAGCACGUAAUAAAAGCUUUAGAAGUUUACAACAGUGUUAAUCCUGACUCCACACCCCCGCCUUCACCUUGUACAUCAAAUGGUCAUUAUAUUACCAUGACAACAGUUAAAGAUGCCAAAGAAACGAAAAAAGUGGAGCAGAGGAAGAAAGUUGGUUCUCAGGAAGACCUUACAAAACUCCCAGACUUAGAUGUUUUACCUGUUGAGAGAAUUAUAGAAUCAGUUCCUGACAAGCCAGCACCUAAAUCUGUAGAUAAUACACCUGCUAAACCAGCCGACAAGCCAGCAACUAAAUCUCUGAACGAAACAUUGGCUAAAUCUGCUGACAAGCCUGUAUCUAAAACUCCCGCUAAAAACUUGAAGGCUGAUCCACCAUUAUCAUCAUUACCUGAUUUAGAUACAGUGGCACCAUUAACUCACCUCGGCAAAGAUCGUCCUCGACGGAACAGAACACAUCGUCCUGGUCGUCCGACAACACCAGCAGCAAGUCUAGGAGAGAAGGACAAAGAUUCAUCGGAUGCUGAUAACAAUAUUGAUAUUUUCUUUAAGCCAACGGUUGUUAGAGAUCAGGUGACAGCGCCAGCUCAAAGUAACACAACAAAAGAACCCAAAAAAGUCUCACGGAACAAAAGCACUGAUGGAAAGGCUGAUGGGGGCAAAUCUUUGUUUGGAAACAGAGAUAAAAAAGAAAAAGAAACACCACCAAAAGAACCCAAAUCAAAGACUUUGUUUGGUAAGUUUCCUUUUGGAAGAUCAAGGCAAGCAAGGGCAGAACCUGAAAAGAAAGAAGAGGUGAAAGUAGAGAAAGACCCACCAUCAGAAACUAAAGAAAACACACCUAAUAAAGAAAACACAGAGCCAGAGGUCAAGGAAGAGCAUGUGGAAAAAGAGGAACCUAAAGAAGAGAAACCCGAUCCAGAGCCAGAGAAAAAAGAGGAAGACAAACAACCAAAGAAGGCUUUGAGGCCUCCUGGGGGUGGAAUAGGUCUCGGUGGCAUGGGUGGGGAUAUGUUGGCUCAACUCAAAAAGAAACAACAGAACAGAAAAUCUAUGGAUAAAGCACCAAGUGAAGAGACAAAAGAAAAGGAAGCUGUAAAGCCACCAAAGCCAGACACAACAGUAUCACUCAAACCUUCAGAAACAAAGAACGACCCGAAAUCCAAAUCUGUCUUACAGCUGGUACACGACCAGAAACAGGCACAAGAUCAGAACAGACCAAAACCAGCACCUCGUCCAUCCAGUAACAGGACAUCAGCUUCUUCCAGGUCUUCUGCUUCUGGGGAAGAUGGAGAAACUAAAGUUCCAAAACCUGCUUUAAGACCACGCCCUAAUCCACCGCCCAGACCUAGGGCGAGUGCUCAGAGUGAUGAUUUAAGUGAUACCUCCUUACAAGAGGAUAAAGUAGAUGGCAGUAAAUCUAAUACAGACAGUAAAUCUGCUUCAUUACCAAGAAAUGUACCUCCAGUUAUCAAACAAGCAGACAGGGGUUCUAGUAGACCUGUAUCCAUGUUUAACCAGAUUAAAAAUGAAAAAGUUUUGGAGCAGACAUUACAGCCUUCUAAGUCAUUUGGUGAUCUUACAGAAACAGACGAUUUAGUUACAGAUUUGAAGAAAAUUGUGGAAGAUAAAAAUGAAGAAAAUGGAGAAAAUUCUGGUGGUGAUGAAAAGAAAGAUGUUACUUUGAGAACCAGUAUAAAGGAAGAGGUCAAAAAUGAAGAAAGUAAAGAUGAAAAUGAGGCUAAAAAGCCAACUGAAAAUGGAAAUUCUAAAAGAUCAUCUGAUGAGAGUGUUUCUGAAGAAUCAAAUGAAGAAAAACCAACUGAUUUUGAAAGUGAUGUAAUAAUGGUAUAAGACGUUGAGGUGUAUUUUUUAAUAGUUGUGAUUUUUGGCAAUAUAAAAUGUAAAUAUUAUAUAAAACACACAUUCAGUCUUGUUCCAAAGAUAUUUCCCAUGCCAAAAAAUGUAAUUAAGAUUUUAUUUUGAUAGUUCAAUGCUCAACAAAAAUUGAACUCUUCUUCGUUAAAUCAAAACAUACCAGUAUUUGAACUUAAAUCAUAAAAAUCAAAUUUUAAGAUGUUGUAAGAUAAAAGACUAUGCAGAGUUGAGGUGUAGUUAGCGCUUAAUUUUAAAUACUUCAUUCAAAACUUUUCCAUUUUUUUUUGGUUAUUUUUUGCCACAAGUGCUGUUUCUUGACUUAAAUAUCUUUAUAAAUAUUUUAGGUUUAUAACAUUGUAAUUUUUGAGCACUGUAGUUUGUGGUGCUGUACAAUAUCUGCUGAAACUGUUCAUGUGCAAUAAUUGUUUUUGAUGAUUUAUAUCAUGUUUUUUUUAUAUAUAUAAUUUUUUAUUCACUUUAUACACUUUGUAUAUGUAUAUACUGGCCUAUACUGGACUUAUAUCGUCACUCUUGUUACUUAUCUAUUCAUGUAGUUGUGUUUAAAAAGUAUUGGAAGGAUAAGAUGAAGUAUUAGUUUAAAUAGUGUAGUCAUUUUCACUUUGGUCAGAGUACAUACUUGAGAGCAAAAAAAUAAUACCUGGAAAAAAAAUAUUCAUUUAAAAAUUUAUUUUUAAUAAACUGCAAUAAAAAACUAACUGCAAAUAUGACUUGACAAACUAAACUGAAAAUAUCAGCUCCAAAAAUUGAUUAUAUGUUUAUGCUAGAUUUUUUUAUUUAUGAGUCUGUUUAAAACAGUUUUGUUCCAUGCUAGAAAAAAUAAUUCAAGCAUUUGUUAAUAUAUUGUUCAGAAUAAUUUUUAAAUUCUGUGCAAGCAAUAAUUUGAAAAGAGGGAAACGAAUCAUGUUCCAGUGCCAAAUACUUACAAAUUGUUAUUGAUGAUAAAAGUGGGAUAAAGUGAUGAUUUGAGGUUUAUUUUGUUAUUGUACAAAUACAAGGGUAAAUAACUCUUGUUGUACAAAUACAAGGGUAAGUAACUCUUGUUGUACAAAUACAAGGGUAAAUAACUCUUGUUGAGGAUAUUUCUAAAUAUCGAAAUGUACUGAAUUGUAUAAUUGGUAUUUCAUCAGCUAGUCAUUAAUGUUAUUAACAUUGAAGGUUAUCUCAUGUGUUUGUAUGUUAUUUAUAAUUCAAUAAAAUAAUUGAAGAACUUACAACUUAUUUACUUUUUCAACUAUGUGUGUUUAAGGGAAUAACUAUUUAGCCCCAUACAAUUAUAAGCUAAUAACUUCAUUCUGUCAUGAAUAGUUUGGCAGACUUUUAUUUAUAGGCAAAGGAACAAUAAAUUUAUCUACUUAGAUCACUAUGUGUAUUCAUUCAUAAAUUUCAAAAGAAAUAGAAGUUUAUUGUUGUUACAGUUUAUAAUGUGUUCCAUUAAAUUAUUUACUCAGAAUUUCUAUAAAAAUGUAAAUUAAGUUUCCAUUACUCAUCAUAACAUGUGUUCCAUUAAAUGAUAAACUCAAAAUUUCCAUAAAUGUUGAAUAAUUAUUAUAUAUCAUGAAUAUUCAUAAGCAUAAUAAUACAGUGUAUAUAGUGUAUAUCUGUAUAUAAGGAAUGACCAAUGCUUUACUAAACUCAUCAUUUGUACAAAUUCUACACAAUGAACUUAUGAUUUCUACCAUUAAGCUGUAAAUCACCUCCUAGGGAUUUUCAUCUUUUAUAUUUCAGUUACUUGAGUGGCUUUAUAGAUUUACAUGCUUUAAAGAGGCACUGGCAUCUUUGGGGUUAGUGUACUGAAGGUUUAUCAUUGCUUUGAAAUUUAUUCAGUGAAAUGUACCUCAGAUUGAAUAUUUUUAACUUCAAAGCAAAAAUAGAAAGAAAAAAAAUAGAAUAUAAUGAAAUUUAGAAUUGACAUGAGACUUUAAACUGAGGGAACAUAAAAUUGGUGAAGGUUUGAAAAAAAAUAGAAUUUGUAUUAAAUUAAAUUAAAUGUGUUGUUUUUGAAAGAGGGAUAACCUUGUCAUGCUAGUCAUAGGCAAUAUAAGUUUGUUCUAUAUAUAAUAUUGAUGGAAUUAAUUUCAUAUUCAAUGUAGCCUUAAACUUACUGAAAUAUUUUUGUUACAUCAUUUCAUUUGUAUAUCUGUAUAUAUUUAUAUAUAAUGUAUUUUCACACACAGUUUUAAUAUCUUUGAAGUUUGGUACCUUUACAAGUUUCCAACCCGGCAAGUUCUUGAUUUUAACACUAAGUACGUAUAAAAGGCCUUGUUUCCUUUUUAGUGUCUUGCUCGAAUUAUACAUGCUUAAACUUUUAUCUAUAGUUGGAGGAAAGGUGGAAAUUAUAAAAAAAAACAAUUUUUGUUUUUGAAUCCUAUAUAUUUCUUCUGUUACUUUAUGUGUAAAGGUCCAUUACAGAAGUAGGAAUUGUCAACACAGGAGAAUUGAAAUAUACAAUCUUUUUAACUGUAUUUCCAGAAAUUGUGUUAUAAAAUAACAAUGUAAUAAAGAGUCCCAACUUGUAGUACUUAGUUAGAAUGACACCCUUAAAGUACUUACACACACUAAAACAAACUUACGCACCUCUAUUGUUAAUAAUAUAAUGCUUAUCAUAUUCCUCAUGAUUUUGUAGUAAGUAGUCAAUUUUCAUUGGUUAACGAUAAUUAUCAUUAACGUAUCGUGACAGAUAGACAUGUAUGAUACACUGUUUUGGGAUAAUUACAAGUCAACAGGAAUUUUUCAAAAUACAAAUAUCUAAACAACUAUCUACUGUAAAUUCAGAAAUUAAUGAGAAGUUUUGAUUAUUGCAUAAAAUGCGACAGAGUUGUAGCGCAUUAAUUUAAACUUGCAUUUUGAGAAAUUUUUAAUAUGAAUUUAACAGGACUUUUCUCAAAAUGGUAAAAAUUAAAAUCGCAUUUAAGUUUAAAAUGAUAAAAUCGCAAUAAUAAAUGCACACAAUAAUUUCAGAAUUUACAGUAUUUCAUUAAUUAAUGUAGAUAUUAAGAUUUAUAGAUAAUAAUGUUAUUAAAUUAUGUUUAACUUAUAGCACUGUCGUCAUUACAUUCUUUCUGACAAGAAGGAACAACUAUAGUCCAAAAACAUACAUUGUAGUAAUAUCAAAUAAAUAUUUCAUUGAACAUUAACAAAGUGUAUAAUUAUGGUAAAUAUGAUGCUCUGUGAGCAAAAUUAAACAAAUCUGAAGUUAAACUUAAGAUUUUUUGUUGAUAUUUGUUUUUUAGGAUAGUGGACCAAUAUGUUUUAUAUAAUGUUGAAUUUACACCAUAAGACUUCACAUAGCUGUUAUGUUCUCUGGUAUAGUUUUUGUUAAGUGUUCAUGAUUAACUUAAGACUAAGGAUUUCCUGUCUUUAUUUGUUGGUUUUAUAUUUAUUAAGUUCAUAUGGGAAUUAUCAUCAAAUAUAUAUUCAAAGUACUAAAAAUAACAGUAAUAAAGUUAUAUGUUUUCUAUAAUAAUUAUUGUAGUGUUCUAUUUGUUUUUCCUGUUAUGAUUAUACUAUUUUUUACUGUACUAAUUAUUUAUCAUUCACAAAAUGAGUACGAGGAUAGACUAUAUUUGUUAAUAAAGAGUUUUAAGUUUUCACAGAGAAGUUUAACAAUAGAAGCUUGAUUUUAAUGGGUAAAGAUCAAAGAGAACUUCCAGAGGUUUUUCACCGAGUUCUUUAUUAUAACUAAAAGUUAGAUUAUUGAUUACCUUGUUCAAUUUUCAGUUGAAAUGGUUUUGGGUUCUUUUUUAAUAAAUUUUAUAUACUAUAUUUGACACUCCAAUAAUUAUGUUUCAUCUACGUUUUAGUCCCAUUUUGUUAUUGGACCAAUUUAAAGAAGAUAGACCCAUGAUAUACAAUUAUAAUAAAGAGAGGAGAGACCAUACAAAUAUAAUCUAUGCAAAGAUAAUGUUCUGUUGACUUUGUUAGAUAAGUAGUGUUAUAAACACCCUUUACAUAACUUUUAUUAUUUCACAUUUACUUUAUAUAUAUAUGAUAUGUUUAUAAACAUUAAACAUAUAUUGUUAUAA
Mytilus trossulus (common blue mussel) is the source of this 8939-nucleotide messenger RNA. Its product is annotated as F-actin-uncapping protein LRRC16A-like. Gene Ontology annotation, cellular component: plasma membrane; lamellipodium. The record is from RefSeq and is a predicted model, not a curated record. NCBI's taxonomy places the organism in Eukaryota, Metazoa, Mollusca, Bivalvia, Mytilida, Mytilidae. Bases 130 to 4872 code for a protein of 1580 amino acids. The transcript is spliced from 41 exons. Gene Ontology annotation, biological process: cell migration; regulation of Arp2/3 complex-mediated actin nucleation.